GUUUAUGUCUAGUAUCAUCACACGCACACUGCCACUUAUCACUAAAGUUUGAUAAUCUUUACACAGCGCCGCCAUGAAGUUUGUCAACAUCGCAUUGAUUGCCGCUCAGGUCGCAAAUUUGGCUGUCGCGUACCCAGUCGAGUCCGAACCGGAGAAUUACCCCGUAGCGUCCGAUGUUUACUUUCCUGAAGUAUCCGAAACUUACACUAUGACCACUGUUGUGACUGAGACUGAAUACACUACUUUGGAAACAGUUGCCAUACAGUCUGUCGAUGUAGUCACAGCGACCGAGACGAAGUACGAAACUGAUGUGGUGACCGUGGAGACCGUCGUGCCUGAGACAGAGACUAAGUACAAAACUGAUGUGGUGACCGUGAAGACCGUCGUGCCCGAGACUGUGACUGUUAAAACUGUUGUACCCGUGACAAAGUACACAACUGAGAUCGACUCGACCACAGAGACCGUGGAGACUGUUGUCCCCGUAACUAAGACUGCUUUCACAACUAAGGUUGACUACACCACAGAGGUUGACUCCACAACUAAGGUCGACUACACCACAGAGGUUGACUCCACAACUAAGGUCGACUACACCACAGAGGUUGAAUCGACGACAAACACCGUAGAAACUGUCGUUCCCGUGACUCAGACAGCUUACACAACUAAGGUUGACACGACCACAAAAACUUUGGAGACCAUCGUUCCCGCAACCGUCAUGACGACUAUUUCAGAGUAUGAAACAUCUGUUAUUUACACGGUUGAGACGAACAUUGAGGAGCUUACUGAGACGGAGACUGAGACCACUGUUGAUAUUGACUUCACCACAGAGGUUGUACCGACUACAGUGACAGAGUACUCGAAGGUCGUGGUCCCUGUGACCAAGUUCACAACUGAGGUCGAGUCCGAAACCACUGUGAAGACUCUAGAAACCGUUCUUUCCAGCACUAAGAUCGACUACUCUACCCAGGUGGAGACUACCACGGUUGUGGAAAUUCUUCCCCAAAGCGUUGUGGAUACUACCGCCACACACACUGUUACGGAGACCGUGCCCGUUACGGAGACCGUGCCAGUUUACGAGACUUCUGUCAUCUACGAAAUUGAGCCACCAGUGACAGCCCAGGCCAGUGCUGUCUACAACUACUAA
Messenger RNA from Sphaeroforma arctica JP610, 1141 nucleotides. RefSeq lists its product as hypothetical. The coding region runs from base 74 to 1141 and encodes 355 amino acids. NCBI's taxonomy places the organism in Eukaryota, Ichthyosporea, Ichthyophonida. The record is from RefSeq and is a predicted model, not a curated record. The transcript is spliced from 2 exons.